GAUACUCCACCGCCGCGAUGCUCCACCUCUCUCGACGCAUCCUAUGCUGCUAGGGUUCUCUUUCAUCGCGACAAGAGCUCCAAUCUCUCCAGCGAUCGAUUUUUCUCCGCGAGAUUAGCGCUAGCGUUUGCGAAUCAUCACUCCUCUGUUUUUUCCUCUCCUUGUUCUAGCUCCCGGGAGAGAAUUUUGCGGCUUCUGGGAUCCACAAUCCCCUCCAUCCCUCCCUCCCUCCAUCGGAGCAAGCGGUCAAGCGCGCGAGGAUCAUGUCGGGCUCCACGCUAGCGGCGGGGUCGAGAAUGGCCACCGAGGGCAGAGCUCACGGCGAUAUGAAGGAGCGCGUCCAGGAAUCGGGCACGCUGGGCGGGGUCAUGGGAUCGCUCCGCGUCAUCGAGCUCCAGCUCGUGGCCUUCAUCAUCGUCUUCUCGGCCAGCGGGUUAGUCCCUCUCUUGGAUCUUGCAUUCCCGGUUUUUGCAUCCUUGUACGCGUUCUUCCUGGGAUCGGUGGUGUUCCCAAACUACCACAAGCACAGGAGCGCCGCGCCCGAGGUGUUCAAGGGGAACCGCCUCUUCCAGCUCUACGUGAUCUUGGGGACGCUGAUGGGCUUGUUCUUGCCGCUGGCCUAUGUUCUAGGGGGAUUUGCAAGGGGUGACCAGGCGUCCGUGCGAGCCGCCACCCCACACCUCUUUUUGCUCUCGGUCCAGAUCCUCAGCGAGAACUUGAUCAGUGGGCUUGCGCUCUUCAGCCUCCCGGUGCGAGCUCUCCUGCCGAUCAUCUACACUGCUCGCCGGCUCAUUGCCUUGUCUUCGUGGAUUCACAUCACCUUGACGAUGACUAUACCACCUCAACAUGAUUUCCGGAAAGCUGCGUGGGUGUGGUUUGGACGGAGUUUAGCCAUCGGCAACUUAAUGUACUACUCCAUCAAUCUGCUGGGAUUUUUGAUCCCCCUGUUUUUGCCUAGAGCUUUCGAGCGCUACUUUCAGGACAGGGACGAGUACUACAAAGAGAAGGAGCAAUCGUCCGCCACUGCUGCUACUAAGGGGCCCGAGAAGAAGGCGCAGUAGAGAGCAGAAAUGGAAAUAACCUUGGUCAGUGGUGCUUCUCUCCUUCGUUUUCUUUUUCCCCUCCCUCUCCCUCUCUCCCUCUCGCUCUUGUCCUCGCACAUUUGUGUAAAAUGUUUGAUUCUGAAUAGAACACGUAGCCGCGUGUCCAUGUCCCCAA
This is a messenger RNA of Selaginella moellendorffii, 1218 nucleotides long. RefSeq lists its product as uncharacterized. The transcript has 2 exons. NCBI's taxonomy places the organism in Eukaryota, Viridiplantae, Streptophyta, Lycopodiopsida, Selaginellales, Selaginellaceae. Bases 264 to 1061 code for a protein of 265 amino acids. The record is from RefSeq and is a predicted model, not a curated record.